GCUCUGAUUCCGCAGGAUUUACAAGCCUCAUUACUGGAAAGAGUCUAAGGCUCUCUUGGCACAAGCGGCGGAACAAGAAAUGUUCACUGGACAAUAAAACUUUCGGUUUACGGAGUAAAAUAAAAGCACGGCCUUCGUUUUACAGGGUGAUGAACCUGCCCCUGAAUUAAUGAGGGGCGAUCCAUUUCCAUGGCUUAGAGUCUGGCAAGGUUCCAUGCAGACAAGAUUGCGGCAGAUCUGCAGUCACUUCAGACUGGGUGGGGUAUCCAAGUCCAUAGAAGAGCAAAUUCUCACCCUUAGCGGCUGCUGUGGAAGCUACUGGGGCUGGGACAGCAGAGAAGAACCCAGACGGGAGCACCGCCCUCCCGCCAGAUUCCCGGCGGCUCCUCCUCCCUCUCCCAAACCCACUCCCAAAGCUAAGGGCAGUCUUCCCCGUUCCAGGCAGAAGCGCUGCGUGAGUCUCCACACGUAGCCGCAGGCAGCUCCUUAAAUAGCGUCCGAGCUGAGCAAACAGUCCAGACGUGGGGCCCAGGAGGGCGAGUGGAGGCGACCGCACCGGGCGCGCAGCGGCGGCGGGUCAGCGGGCGGCCAAUAGCCAGGGCUCGGCCCGCCCCGUCACCUCCCCUCGGGGAGCCUAUAAGGCCACUGCAGCGCCCCGGGCGCCUGCUGCUCCGCGCCUCCGCCGACUACCUGACUCUGCCGCGUUACGCGCAGCUCACGCUGCCGGCCCCGCGCCUUGCCCACCCGCUCCCGCCCGCAAUCGCUAGCCCAGGGCGGACCCGGGUGUCUGCGCUCUCGCGAGAAGUGCGGCGCUGCGGGGCCGUGGGCGCCUGAGCCCGCGCGGCCCUCGAGGGCCGAACAUGGGGGUGCGCACGGUGAAGCCUCAGCUGCUGCUCCUGGCGCUAGUCCUCCACCCCUGGAAUUCCUAUCUGGGUGCAGACUCGGAGAAGCCCUCGAGCAUCCCCACAGAUAAAUUAUUAGUCAUAACUGUAGCAACAAAAGAAAGUGAUGGAUUCCAUCGAUUUAUGCAGUCAGCCAAAUAUUUCAAUUAUACUGUGAAGGUCCUUGGUCAAGGAGAAGAAUGGAGAGGUGGUGAUGGAAUUAAUAGUAUUGGAGGGGGCCAGAAAGUGAGAUUAAUGAAAGAAGUCAUGGAACACUAUGCUGAUCAAGAUGAUCUGGUUGUCAUGUUUACUGAAUGCUUUGAUGUCAUAUUUGCUGGUGGUCCAGAAGAAGUUCUAAAAAAAUUCCAAAAGGCAAACCACAAAGUGGUCUUUGCAGCAGAUGGAAUUCUGUGGCCAGAUAAAAGACUAGCAGACAAAUAUCCUGUUGUGCACAUUGGGAAACGCUAUCUGAAUUCAGGAGGAUUUAUUGGCUAUGCUCCAUAUAUCAACCGUAUAGUUCAACAAUGGAAUCUCCAGGAUAAUGAUGAUGAUCAGCUCUUUUACACGAAAAUUUACAUUGAUCCACUGAAAAGGGAAGCUAUUAACAUCACAUUGGAUCACAAAUGCAAAAUUUUCCAGACCUUAAAUGGAGCUGUAGAUGAAGUUGUUUUAAAAUUUGAAAAUGGCAAAGCCAGAGCUAAGAAUACAUUUUAUGAAACAUUACCAGUGGCGAUUAAUGGAAAUGGACCCACCAAGAUUCUCCUGAAUUAUUUUGGAAACUAUGUACCCAAUUCAUGGACACAGGAUAAUGGCUGCACUCUUUGUGAAUUUGAUACGAUCGACUUGUCUGCAGUAGAUGUCCAUCCAAACGUAACAAUAGGUGUUUUUAUUGAGCAACCAACACCUUUUCUACCUCGGUUUCUGGACAUAUUGUUGACACUGGAUUACCCAAAAGAAGCACUUAAACUUUUUAUUCAUAACAAAGAAGUUUAUCAUGAAAAGGACAUCAAGGUAUUUUUUGAUAAAGCUAAGCAUGAAAUCAAAACUAUAAAAAUAGUAGGACCAGAAGAAAAUCUAAGUCAAGCAGAAGCCAGAAACAUGGGAAUGGACUUUUGCCGUCAGGAUGAAAAGUGUGAUUAUUACUUUAGUGUGGAUGCAGAUGUUGUUUUGACAAAUCCAAGGACUUUAAAAAUUUUGAUUGAACAAAACAGAAAGAUCAUUGCUCCUCUUGUAACUCGUCAUGGAAAGCUGUGGUCCAAUUUCUGGGGAGCAUUGAGUCCUGAUGGAUACUAUGCACGAUCUGAAGAUUAUGUGGAUAUUGUUCAAGGAAAUAGAGUAGGAGUAUGGAAUGUACCAUACAUGGCUAAUGUGUACUUAAUUAAAGGAAAGACACUCCGAUUAGAGAUGAAUGAAAGGAAUUAUUUUGUUCGUGAUAAACUGGAUCCUGAUAUGGCUCUUUGCCGAAAUGCUAGAGAAAUGACUUUACAAAGGGAAAAAGACUCCCCUACUCCGGAAACAUUCCAAAUGCUCAGCCCCCCAAAGGGUGUGUUUAUGUACAUUUCUAAUAGACAUGAAUUUGGAAGGCUGUUAUCCACUGCUAAUUACAAUACUUCUCAUUAUAACAAUGACCUCUGGCAGAUUUUUGAAAAUCCUGUGGACUGGAAGGAAAAGUAUAUAAACCGUGAUUAUUCAAAGAUUUUCACUGAAAAUAUAGUUGAACAGCCCUGUCCAGAUGUCUUUUGGUUCCCCAUAUUUUCUGAAAAAGCCUGUGAUGAAUUAGUAGAAGAAAUGGAACAUUACGGCAAAUGGUCUGGGGGAAAACAUCAUGAUAGCCGUAUAUCUGGUGGUUAUGAAAAUGUCCCAACUGAUGAUAUCCACAUGAAGCAAGUUGAUCUGGAGAAUGUAUGGCUUCAUUUUAUCCGGGAGUUCAUUGCACCAGUUACACUGAAGGUCUUUGCAGGCUACUAUACGAAGGGAUUUGCACUACUGAAUUUUGUAGUAAAAUACUCCCCUGAAAGACAGCGUUCUCUUCGUCCUCAUCAUGAUGCUUCUACAUUUACCAUAAACAUUGCGCUUAAUAAUGUGGGAGAAGACUUUCAGGGAGGUGGUUGCAAAUUUCUAAGGUACAAUUGCUCUAUUGAAUCACCACGAAAAGGCUGGAGCUUCAUGCAUCCUGGGAGACUCACACAUUUGCAUGAAGGACUUCCUGUUAAAAAUGGAACAAGAUACAUUGCAGUGUCAUUUAUAGAUCCCUAAGUUAUUUACUUUUCAUUGAAUUGAAAUUUCUUUGGACGAAUGACUGGCAUGAACACGUCUUUGAAGUUGUGUCUGAGAAUAUGAGAGGAAUAUUUAAAUAGCGUCAACAGAACAACUUCACUUUGGGCCAAACAUUUGAAAAACUUUUUAUAAAAAUUGUUUGAUAUUUCUUAAUGUCUGCUCUGAGCCUUAAAACACAGGUUGAAGAAGAAAAGAAAGAAAAAUCUUAAAUAUUUAUUUCUAUGCUUUGUUGCCUCUGAGAAAAAUGACAAUUUAUGAAUUUGUGUUUCAAGUUGAUAAAAUAUUUAGGUACAAAU
Cercocebus atys (sooty mangabey) is the source of this 3454-nucleotide messenger RNA. It is a transcript of the gene PLOD2, whose product is annotated as procollagen-lysine, 2-oxoglutarate 5-dioxygenase 2. Gene Ontology annotation, biological process: peptidyl-lysine hydroxylation. Gene Ontology annotation, cellular component: endoplasmic reticulum. The record is from RefSeq and is a predicted model, not a curated record. NCBI's taxonomy places the organism in Eukaryota, Metazoa, Chordata, Mammalia, Primates, Cercopithecidae. The transcript has 20 exons. The coding region runs from base 861 to 3137 and encodes 758 amino acids. Gene Ontology annotation, molecular function: iron ion binding; procollagen-lysine 5-dioxygenase activity; L-ascorbic acid binding.